This is a messenger RNA of Pseudo-nitzschia multistriata, 812 nucleotides long. The record is from the annotation of a GenBank genome assembly. Lineage: Eukaryota; Bacillariophyta; Bacillariophyceae; Bacillariales; Bacillariaceae.
CGGGCCCUUUUGUGCAUUCCUUGCUUGGCACCAUCGCYAUUGUACGUGGUAGUGUUGCCGAACCGCCGGGGUGCCCUUGCACCGCUGCCGGCCCUCAGGCACGGCCCCGGGCCCACUCGAUCGAGUGCAGGAGGCAGUAGCCGCCGUAGCAGGGCCAGUAGAAGAAGAGGAUCGAGCCCAGCUUUGCCCUGGCCUGGGYGGAGUCCGUGGAAAGGGUCGUCAUGUACGCCUUCGCCUUGUACACGUAGAGGGCAAAGAGCGGGUAGGCAAAGAGGGGCCUCGUUUCCGGGGCCGUGUAGAGGCACGCCAGGGUGCUGGCGGUGAACCCGAAAUACCCCUCGUAGCAGAUGGUAAAGAUUUCCCAGAGGACCCGGAAGGACUUGCGGUCCGUGUCCGAGAGAUCGACGACCUCGGUGCCGGCGUCGCCGUCCUCUAGCUUUUCUUUGGCGCCCGGUUCCGUCGAGCUCAGCAGCCACUUGGGACCCUUCCAGACGAUGAGGGGGAAGCUGAUCAGGGUGUUGACGGCAUCGACGGAGAAACAAAAGAGGAGAAGGUAGUCCUUGUUUGCGAUGAGGUAGUCCAGACCGGCGUGGAUGGCGUCGAUCAUUUUGGCCGUUCGGUGUGUUUUGGUCUGCCGCGGUGUGGGAGGCUGGUAAACGGUGUACUUAAUUCACAAUCUUUUUAAUUUGAGACUCGAGACACUCUGUGAAAUUGUUCGACAACAAUACUGUGNCAAUCCCCGUACAAAUACUGAUACAAAUUUUUAGCUCAUUUUUACAGUUAAAACCAGUUAAUAAAGGCAUCCAAUGGAC